GACGCCCGCGAACCAGGCGAACUCGUAGACACAGGCCGCAUCCCCACCGCAAUCAACAUCCCCGUCGCCACGGCGCCCGAGAGCUUCCUCAUCGCCGAAGAGGACUUCGAGGACCGGUACGGGUACCCGCGCCCGAGCAAGGAUACGGAGCUGGUUUUCUAUUGCAAGGCCGGCGUGCGGAGCCGGGCGCUGGCGACGCUGGCGCGGGAUGCUGGGUGGACCAAGGUCGGGGAGUAUCCCGGUAGCUGGCUAGACUGGGCGAAGAAGGGAGGGGAGGUUGAGAGGGGUGGGAAGGGGCCUGGGCAGGAGUAG
Molecule: messenger RNA, 312 nt
Organism: Colletotrichum godetiae
Lineage: Eukaryota; Fungi; Ascomycota; Sordariomycetes; Glomerellales; Glomerellaceae
Product: Rhodanese-like domain-containing protein
Exons: 1
Cellular component (GO): mitochondrion
Molecular function (GO): thiosulfate-cyanide sulfurtransferase activity
Source: RefSeq, a predicted model, not a curated record